This is a messenger RNA of Ipomoea triloba (trilobed morning glory), 1913 nucleotides long. RefSeq names its product U3 snoRNP-associated protein-like EMB2271. The record is from RefSeq and is a predicted model, not a curated record. Gene Ontology annotation, molecular function: protein binding; snoRNA binding. Gene Ontology annotation, cellular component: small-subunit processome. NCBI's taxonomy places the organism in Eukaryota, Viridiplantae, Streptophyta, Magnoliopsida, Solanales, Convolvulaceae. The coding region runs from base 79 to 1581 and encodes 500 amino acids. The transcript is spliced from 7 exons.
GUAAACCCUGGGUUGCAUAAACACAUACAUAUUUCGACACUUACAUACUACACUUGUAGUUGAACCAAGGGCAGAAGCAUGAAGAAGAAGAAGAAUUUUUCAGCUUCUUCUCAAAAGAAGAAGAGAUUUUCUGAUCCGUUUUUCGAGUCGGAAGGAGGUGACAACAAGCGCCGCCGCAAGUUUGCCGGCGACGAUGAUAUAGAGAGCAGCGAUGACGACAAGGAAUACUUGUCCGGAGGGGAGGAAGAUGAAGAGGACAACGAAGUUGAGGAAACCGCGGCCGAGAAGAAGAAGCGGCUGGCGGAUGCGUACUUGGAAAAGAUCAGGGCUAUAGCCAGUAGGGAUGAGGAAGACACACAGAGUGGGGACGAGAGAGAUAGAGAGGAGAUUGAGGGAAAGAGAGAUUCUUUGGUUGCCAAGAUUUUGCAGCAGGAGCAGCUGGAAGAGAGCGGCCGCAUCCAAAGAGCCAUUGCUUCUAGAAUUCAGACACCAGAACCUGGAGAAGGAUUUCGAGUUUUACUAAAACAUCGCCAAGCAGUUACUGCCGUGGCUCUAUCUGAAAAUGACUUAAAGGGGUUCUCUGCAUCCAAGGAUGGUACUAUAGUUAGCUGGGAUGUAGAGAGUGGGAAGAAAGAGAAGUAUUCUUGGCCUAGUGAUGAAGUUUUGAAGUCUCAUGGAGCAAAGGAUCCACAAGGUCGAGCAUCGAAGCAUAGUAAACAUGUUCUAGCAUUGGCUAUCAGCAGUGAUGGCAGGUAUAUGGCAAGUGGGGGCAUGGAUCGUCAUGUUCAUUUAUGGGAUGUUCGAACACGAGAGCAUAUUCAGACUUUUCCUGGCCAUAAAGGACCUGUUUCAUGCUUAACAUUCAGGCAAGGAAGUUCAGAACUGUUUUCAGGGUCAUUUGAUCGAUCGGUCAAGAUUUGGAAUGUAGAGGAUAGAGCUUAUGUAAACACACUAUUUGGGCACCAAGCUGAAGUCCUAACAAUUGAUUCAUUGCGGAAAGAGCGAGUUUUGACAGUUGGUCGUGACAGAACCAUGCAUUUAUUUAAGGUUCCUGAGGAAUCACAAUUUAUAUUUCGCGCUUCUGCUUCUUCCCUAGAAUGCUGUUGUUUCAUCAAUAAUGAUGAAUUCUUAUCAGGUUCUAGUGAUGGAAGUAUAGAACAUUGGACUGCAAAGAAGAAGAAACCCAUUCACAUUGUGAAAAAUGCACACACUUCACUUAUUGAGCAGAGAAGUACAGGAAUGCUGUCAAAUGGUGACAUAGGAAAUGUUGCCUUAAAUCCUGAGAGUGUCUCUUCAUCUGCACUCUCCUGGGUCAGUUCAGUGGCUGUCUGUAGAAGCAGUGAUCUUGCUGCCUCAGGAGCAGGCAAUGGUCUAAUUCGUCUUUGGAAAGUUGAGGGUGAAUCCAAGGGAAUCUGUCCUUUGUUUGAGAUUCCAUUGGCUGGAUUUGUAAAUUCUUUAGCUUUUGCAAAAUCUGGACGCUUCCUUGUUGCCGGAGUUGGAAAGGAACCUCGCUUAGGAAGGUGGGGUCGUAUUGCUAAUGCUCAGAAUGGAGUUGCUAUACAUUCUUUCAAGCACAUGUGAGGUUGGUAGACGGUUUGCUUGCUGCAACUUCGUCUCAAUACUAAAAAGGGUGUUCUCUCUUUGACGGUAACUCUUUUGGAUGCACGGGAGCAAGCUUUCCCACAGAAGUUAAGUACUCCAUUCAUACCUAAAUUUUGUAGUUGAAAGUUAAUCUCGUUUCGAUAUAAUUAGGCCCAAUAUAAUGCUGAGAGUGCUGUUGUAAGAUGGACAAUAGUGAAUCAAUCAAAAUUUUCAUCCCAGAGAAGCCAUUGUGUUUGCUAUUCAUUGUAGUUGUAAUUUUUGCAAGAGGAUUUUUUGGAUUAUGAGGCUCAAUUUUAAUUUUCUUAACUCAA